AUGAUUGCUGCUCUAGCUUUGGUGCCGGAGGACGACGUCGCCCUAGCAUUCGAUGCUCUGGAAAAGAAUAUUCCGCAAAAUCUCCUUCCUGUCCUAGAUUACUUCGAGGAUAACUUCAUCGGCCGAAGGACCGGACAAGGCAGACGAGACCCACGGUUCCCCAUAGCGAUAUGGAACCACCAUCAAUCGGCUCUGAGCUGCGACCCGAAGACGACUAACAGCCUGGAAGGCUGGCAUCGCGGUUUCCAGACGCAUGUUCAGUGCUCCCACCCGACUAUCUGGAAGUUCCUCGGCGUUCUCCACAAGGAAGACGCAAUGAAUUUACAUCGGUUGGAACUCCUGGUAAUGGGCCACCGCGAACGACAGCCAAAAAAAUACAGAGACUGUGCACAAAGACUGAAGACGCUGGCUGCGAACUACGACCAGACGCAGCUGUUGCGUUAUCUGAAAGGAGUUGCCUACAAUAUCACCGUAUAA
Ornithodoros turicata is the source of this 477-nucleotide messenger RNA. RefSeq lists its product as uncharacterized. The record is from RefSeq and is a predicted model, not a curated record. The coding region runs from base 1 to 477 and encodes 158 amino acids. The transcript has a single exon. Lineage: Eukaryota; Metazoa; Arthropoda; Arachnida; Ixodida; Argasidae.